Molecule: messenger RNA, 1437 nt
Organism: Corylus avellana
Lineage: Eukaryota; Viridiplantae; Streptophyta; Magnoliopsida; Fagales; Betulaceae
Gene: PDE194
Product: formyltransferase
Biological process (GO): biosynthetic process; conversion of methionyl-tRNA to N-formyl-methionyl-tRNA
Cellular component (GO): mitochondrion
Molecular function (GO): methionyl-tRNA formyltransferase activity
Source: RefSeq, a predicted model, not a curated record
ACGGAUGUAGCAGAUAACAUUACACGUACAGAUAUAGAGCAGAGCAGAGGUAAAACUCCAGUAGCCGUUGAACAGAGGGGGAGAGAGAGACAGCGAGGAAGAGGAAUGAAUUCCUCGCUGAUGCUUCGUCGUUGUUUCUGUUUCCAGAGUUCCACCUCUUCAUCUUCUUCUCUAAGCUUCUGUUCCAAGAAGAAGCCCCUUGUCUUCUUGGGCUCUCCUCAGGUCUCUGCAACAGUCCUUGAUACCCUUCUCAGUGCAUCUACUGCUCCAGACUCCUUGUUUGAGGUUGCAGCAAUUGUUACUCAGCCGCCUUCUAGAAGGAAUAGAGGGGGAAAGGUGAUGCCUUCUCCAUUGGCUCAGUAUGCUCUGGACAGAGGCUUCUCUUCUGACCUCAUUUUCACACCUGAGAAGGCUGGAGAGGACAUGUUCUUGUCAAAUUUAAAAGCUUUGCAUCCAGAACUCUGCAUUACAGCAGCAUAUGGGAAUAUUUUACCCAGCAAGUUUCUCAAUAUUCCACCAUUGGGGACAGUGAACAUACACCCCAGUCUGCUGCCACUGUACCGUGGUGCUGCCCCUGUUCAAAGAGCAUUGCAGGAUGGUGUUAAAGAAACAGGAGUAUCAUUGGCAUUCACGGUGCGUGCACUUGAUGCUGGACCUGUCAUUACCUGUGAAAGAUUGGAAGUUGAUGAUCAAAUUAAGGCACCUGAUUUACUUGAAUUGCUAUUUUCUGAAGGGUCUAAACUUCUAAUCCGUGAACUUCCUUCUAUAUUUGACGGAUCAGCUAGGGUGAAAGCACAACCCCAGGAUGACUCUAAAGCUACCUUAGCUCCAAAGAUAAGUCCUGAAGAGUCGUGGCUAUCUUUUGAUGAAGAAGCUCUAGUCCUACAUAAUAAGGUUCGUGCAUUUGCAGGGUGGCCUGGAACCCGAGCUAAGAUUGUAGUUAUUGAUGAGAAAAAUGGUCACCAGAAUAUCGUAGAGCUUAAAAUUAUCACUACGAGAGUUUGUGGCCUAAGAAAUAUUCAGGGCAAUGUUGAUGACAUUACUUUUGUCAAGGGUGUCUUGGUAUUUCCAUGCGGAGGGAACACAGCACUUGAGGUUUUGGAACUUCAACUUCCUGGGAAGAAGGUGUAUAGUGCGGCUGCCUUUUGGAAUGGCUUGCGAGGUCAGAAGCUGAAAAAGUUAUGACAAAUGGAUCAUUUUAUUUAGGCGGCAUUUAAGAUUUAGGUUGAGGUUCAAGUUAGGAAAAUUUGUGGAGUCAUCAUUUUUUCUGUCAUUUUAUGUUUUUGUUUCUGUUGUCCAUUUGCCAUUGUUUUCAAUUCAUGUACAACUACAAGCAAACUUUCAGCUGCAAUUGAUAUUCAAAUUUCAUUUAAACAAGAGCUACGUUGGAGACUUUCUAAGCUCUCCUCCCAUUAUAUAUGUGCUUGUUGUGCUGUA